Molecule: messenger RNA, 7799 nt
Organism: Oncorhynchus kisutch (coho salmon)
Lineage: Eukaryota; Metazoa; Chordata; Actinopteri; Salmoniformes; Salmonidae
Product: ninein
Exons: 29
Coding region: 432-5396 (1654 amino acids)
Biological process (GO): centrosome-templated microtubule nucleation; centrosome localization; microtubule anchoring at centrosome
Cellular component (GO): ciliary transition fiber; centrosome; pericentriolar material
Molecular function (GO): calcium ion binding
Source: RefSeq, a predicted model, not a curated record
UCUCCCAAUGACUGAAUCAUGUCCGAUUGAGAUUCUCCCAAUGACUGAAUCAAGUCCGAUUGAGAUUGUACCAAUGACGACAUCCGUACGACUCCAGUGCAUUUCAACGCGUCACCACCCCUUCCUCCCUGAAGAGCGUUUCAAAAUCUGAAAGGAGAGGCAGCAGGAUGCAGAAGGCAUUUUAGCGUACUGAACCAGAAUAAACCGUUUUGACAACGAAAUAAAAAAAAUUAAGUAGGACAACCGUGACACGCAACCCCAAAACAAGAAGUUUAAUCAUCAAGUUUCGUUUUUUUUUAUUUAGAAAAAUACCAAAGACGGAACGUUGUUGGGAAACUUUGUAGCGGGCUUCCUAAAACACGAUCAGAGAGGAGGAAUAGGCAUCCUCCGAGUUAGUGGAGUUGCUGUGGGGCAGGGUGCUGUCCUAUGGGAUGGAUGACGGCCAGCAGGAUCAGUACGAGGAGCGUCUGAAGGAGGUAUUUGAGACUUUCGACACCAGUGGAGCCGGGUUGCUGUGCCCCGAGGAGCUAUCCAGCCUGUGCCAGGCCCUGCACCUGGAGGAUGCCACCCCAACACUCCUACAUGCCCUGCUGCAGAACCAGGACCCACUCACUGACAGGGUUGAUUUUGACCAGUUCAAGAAUGCUUUAAUUCUGGUGUUGUCAACGACGACAGCAGUAGUAACGUCCAGUCAGGAGACAUGUGCACCGCCACAGCCGGACUCACCAGUCCAAGCUAAGUUUGUGCGGGGUAGUAAACGCUAUGGCCGGCGCUCUACACCAGAGUUCAUCGAGACCAUCGCAGACUUCUCAGAGGUGGUGAGCUCGGAGGCUACAGGGCAGCAGGAGCCAGAGGACCAUGACUCCACCGUACUGAGGAAACGUGAGCGCUGGAACGCUCAUGAAAGCAUUACGGACGAGUACGAGGCAGAUGGCCAGCUGCACCUGUGGAACCCUGAUGACCCCUCCACCCCGCGGGGCUCCACAGUGCCCCUGUCAGAUUGCCUGGAGGAGAGGUUACGACAGGCCUGUGAGGAGCUGGCUAUACCCUGGGAUGGAUGUGCCAGCCACCAUGAGCUACUGGCUCUCUGUGACCACCUGGGCCUGGAGGUGACGGAAGAUGUCCUCCAGGUUCUAAGUGGUGAUGAGGUCAUGAGCGUUCAGGCGUUUACUUCCUGGGUUCUGAACCAAGCCAAGCCCCCCACCCCGUCUGCCUCCACACCUUACAGACAGCUGAAAAGACUACACUCCUCACAGCCGUUUGAUGAGACAGGCCGUAGGACCAGCUGUAUGACCAGCUCCAUCAGGAUGUGUCUGUUCUCCACUCUAGACGAUGGGACAGGGUCCACUCCUGCCGAGGAUGUCCUGGAUGCCUGGAUGGAGGAAGGCAUCGAAAACAGCCCUGAGAUACUACAGGCCUUGGAUUUUGACCUGGAGGGAAAAGUGAACCUCCGGGAGCUGACUGUGGCUCUGGAGAACGAGCUCCUCGUCACUAAGAAUGGGAUCCAUCAGGCUGCACUGGCCAGCUUCAAGGCUGAGAUCAGAUACCUACUCGAGCGUGUUGAUCAUGAACGCAGAGAGAAAGAGAAGAUUCGCUCUGACCUGGACAAAGCCGAGAAGUUAAAAACCCAGCUGGCUGCUGAAGUGGACGAGCAUCACUCUGCCAUCGAACGCAUGAAUGACCUCAACCUCAGGAAGCUGGAGCAGGAACACAGGGAGAAGCUGGUGUCUGUCAGGUCAGAGCUCAUUAAAGAGAUGGACCAGAUUCAGCAGCAGAAAGAGAAACUGGAGGCAGAGAUGGAGAAGAUCAGAGACGACGAGACCUUCCUCAGAGAUCACCUCUCACUCACUGUCAAGGAAAGUAGGUGUCUGGAGAUGGAGCUGCUGGUCAGCACUGAGAAACUGUUGGUGGCAGAAAGCCAAGUCGGCGAACUGCAGAAGAACCUGGAUAACAUCCUGAAGGAGAAGUUUGGAGAUCUGGACCCGGGCAGUGCAGAGUUCUUCCUACAGGAGGAGCGUCUCGGACGGCUCCGCAGCAGCUAUGAAGAACAGUGCCGGGAGCUACAGGAUCGUAUUGACGAGCUUCAAGCAGAACUGCAGGAGUACCACAACUUGGGCCGAACCUCUCAGCCCUGUCUCAAACCCUCGCUCUCCGAGGAGCUGGGGAGUACGAGUCCUGGCAUGGAGUCAGACCCAGGCCUGGGCUUGGAGGAGGGCCAGCCAUUGUUCAACAUGAGUCUGGAGGCAGAGAUGAUGCUGGAGAGGCUGAAAGAGAAACACCUCCAAGAGAUGGAGGAGCUACAGGCUCAGCUGGAGAGCAAGGUGAGUGAAUUUGAGCAGAAGGUGGAGAAGCAGAAGACUGACCUGGAGACCCAGAAGGCAGCCUUGUCUCUGCACUUCAUGGAGGAGAUCCAGGCUCUACACGGUGAGAUGUCCAGCAGCCAGAACAGAGCCCUGGAGCUCCAGGCCCAGCUAGAUCAGGCAGAGGAGGAGCGGGCUGGCUUGGAGCAGAGGCAGGCUGGGGAGAUGGAAGAGCUGGAGCAACAGCAAGAGGAGGAAGUGAGCAGCCUGGAGGAGCAGCUCCUGGAGGCCCGCACCCAGGCUGCCUCCCUGGGGGAGCAGCUCCUGGAGGCCCGCACCCAGGCUGCCUCCCUGGGGGAGCAGCUCCUGGAGGCCCGCACCCAGGCUGCCUCCCUGGGGGAGCAGCUCCUAGAGGCCCGCACCCAGGCUACCUCCCUGGAGGACCAGCUCCUAGAGGCCCGCACCCAGGCUGCCUCCCUGGAGGAGCAGCUCCUAGAGGCCCGCACCCAGGCUGCCUCCCUGGAGGAGCAGCUCCUAGAGUCCCGCACCCAGGCUGCCUCCCUGGGGGAGCAGCUCCUAGAGUCCCGCACCCAGGCUGCCUCCCUGGGGGAGCAGCUCCUAGAGUCCCGCACCCAGGCUGCCUCCCUGGGGGAGCAGCUCCUAGAGUCCCGCACCCAGGCUGCCUCCCUGGAGGAGCAGCUCCUAGAGGCCCACACCCAGGCUGCCUCCCUGGAGGAGCAGCUCCUAGAGGCCCACACCCAGGCUGCCUCCCUGGAGGAACAGCUCCUAGAGGCCCACACCCAGGCUGCCUCCUUGGAGGAGCAGCUCCUAGAGGCACAACAGGCGAAAGGUGAGUUGGGCCGGGACACAGAGAUGCAGGAGCUAAGGAAACUACAUGCCGCGGAACUCAACAAGCUGGACGAGGAGCACAAAGAGAUCCUUUUGACCAGGAUGGAAGAAGAGCGGGGGAAGCUACAGGAGGAGAGGGCGGAGGUGGAGAUGAGGCUGUUGGAGGGGUGGGAGAGGGAGAAGCUGGAGUUGCAGCAGAGCCACGAGGAGACAGUGAAGGCUGGGAUAGAGGAGGUGGAGAUGAGACUCAUGGAGGAGUGGGAGAGGGAGAAGGCUCAGUUGAACAAGCAGAGUAACGAGUCGCUGCAGACCAUGUUAGAGGAGGCGAUGUUACGACUAGUCAAGGAGCAGCAGAACAGGGAGGCCAGGCUCACUGAGCAGUGGGAGCUGGAACGAGCUCGGCUUCAGCAGUGUCGUGAGGCGGCUCUCCUCACAAGGUUAGCCGAGGAGCGCCUGAAGCAGCAGGAGGAGACUGAGAGGAGGCUGAGAGAGGACUGGGACAGGGAGAGACUCCAGCUGGAGGAGGAAUAUGAGGGGGUGUUUCAGGAGCGGCUGAAGGAGGAGAGGCAGAGCCUAAAGGAGGCCCACAGACGGGCCAUGCAGGAACUGAGUGCCAAACACCAUGAGGAGAGGGAACAGCUCAGCAGUCUACUGGAUAAACUGCGGGAGGACAUCGCUGAGAAGAGGCGUGAGGUGGGUUGCCUUGUAGAGGAGAACCUUUUACUCACACAGAAGAUGUCAGCGCUGAAGGAAGACAGCCAGAAGGAGAUGCUCUUCAAACUGGAGCAUUUCAGGAAGGAGAAGAUUUCUGCGCAAAAGAAGGCAGAGCGUUUCAAGAGACAGAUCUCAGUGCUUCGUCUCCGCAGUCAGCAGCUGGAGGAUGAGAACGGACUGCUGUCGGAGAAGAACGCCCAGAAUGCAGCAGGAGUGGAGGGGUUGAGCCAGCAGCUGGGGGAACUGCUCAGACAGAGUGAGAGACAGGAAGCUGUCAGAGACCAGCAACGUACCGUACCGGAGGAUGAGAGGAUGAAGAUGGCAGUGUGUGUGACUGCCCUGGAGGCGGAGCUAACCAACGCUGUGGAAGGGACUGUACUACUAGAGGAGGGCAAGGCCCAGCUGGUGCUACAACUCAAUACCCUCAGAGAUAAGGUAGCUAAGAUGGGGGCUGUAGAGUGCCGGCUCUCCUCCCUCCUGCAGGAGCGCAAGGCUUUGGAAAAACAAACCCAGGGAUUACGUAACCAGCUAGCCAAGUCUCAGGAGAGGAACCAGGUGUUGGAGGAAAGCCUGCAGUCUGUUGACCUCCAGAGCGCCCGUCUCAAGUCAGACCUCCGCGUGUCACAGCAAGAGAAGGACGCCCUCAAACAGGAAGUGAUGUCACUGCACAAACAGCUGCAGAACGGCAACGACAAGAACCAGGUUCUGGAGAUGGCCCUGCACUCCAGCGGAUACCAGAGCCAGCAAAAGAAGCUGUACCAGGAUGAGCUUGCCAGGCUGGUGGAACAGGAACAGCAGCAGCUGAGGCAGGAGAACGAGAGGCUGACCAUGGAGCUCCACCACACCAGGGAAAAGCUGGAGGCAGCCAUCUUAACCGUGAAACAGCAGAAACAGCAGGGCCAGUCCAGCGUGGGGAAGACUGUGGAACAGGAGAAGACUGCUCUGAAGAGAGAGCUGGACGUGAUGCAUCAGGAGCUACUCUCUGCUCAGAACAAGGUGUGUGAGGUUCAGCGAGAGCUGGACAGUCUACGUCAGGAGAAUGAGGGGCUGAAGACUCAACAGGCUCCACUACAGGCCUGGCUUCUGGAGGCCCAGCUGGGUGGUCUGCUGCCCCCCUCCCCUCGCAGGAUGCCUGGUGAGUGGAGAGGACAACACUGCGAGAACGACCACAACCCAGAGAACAUACAGGAUGAGAGGUCGAUGAUGAUAAUGAUGAAGAUGGAGGAGCGUAUGAGGGAAAUCGAACUGUCGCUGCAUAACGUCAAGCUGCUUCUCAAAGAGAAGGUCUCUCAACUGAAAGAUCAGCACCACAAGAACGGUAAAGCUGAUUCGUUGAUCAAGGACCUGUACGUGGAGAACGCCCAGCUGCUGAAGGCCUUGGAGAUGACCGAGCGGAGACAGAAAGUAGCAGAGAAGAAGAACUAUCUACUGGAUGAGAAGAUCUCCAGCCUCAACAAGAUAGUCAGAGACCUGAGCCCCUCACCCCUACCCACAAUGCCCUACCAUUUCACCUGUUCCUCACACUCCACCUGAGCCCCUCACCCCUACCCACAAUGCCCUACCACUUGACUGGUCCCUAAGACUAUACCUCACCCCUACACCCAGUCCCCUCACCCCUACACCUAAUCCCCUACCCCCAGUUCCCUACCACUUGACCCUUUCCUAUAAUAACACAUUACAUUUUGUAGAGCGCUGUUCAUUUCCAGACGUAAAUCCCAAAGCUCUUUACAGAGAAAUCAUUCAAAGAAAAAAAGCUUUAUUGAAAGAACUAAAAACAUUGGUUAACGAUGCUUUACUUUAUUAAUUCAACCAUUUAAAAAAACAAAAAACACAAACAAGCACACACACAACAUGAAAAAGCCAUACAUGCACAUGAGUUAAAUCAUGGAAAAUAACACACAAUAAAGUGUGGGACUUAUUUCCAUUGUGGUCCUCUUGAAACAAGAUGGCUAGGCAAGAUCCAACACGGUUGAACCCAGUAUUUUAUAUUUUACCUUUAUUUAACCAGGCAAGUCAGUUAAGAACAAAUUCUUAUUUUCAAUGACGGCCUAGGAACAGUGGGUUAACUGCCUUAUUCAGGGUCAGAACGACAGAUUUGUACCUUGUCAGCUCGGGGGUUUGAACUCACAACCUUCCGGUUACUAGUCCAACUCUCUAACCACUAGGCUACCCUGCCGCCCCUACAGCGAGAUAUGAAAACAAAGAAGAACAACAUCUAUCUCAUCAUACACAAGACACACAGAAUAGUAAAGGAGGCGACAAGGACGGAACCAUACAACUUGAAACAGACAACACGACAUAGAUGACAUAAACUGAAACACAGUUUGAAGAAGUGUUUUUCUGCGUUUCUUUGGGACUGCAAAGGAGUCUUUGAGCAUUUGACCGGAGUGAACCUGAAGACUGUUUGAGGCUGAGGAGUUCACUGAGUUAUUAGGGACCAGAGGCAUUGAGGGUUUUUAAAGAGUAACAGGAGGGUUUUGAAGUUGGUUUUAAAUUGGGUGGGUAGCCAGUGGAGGCUAGAAUGGGGGUGAUGGGGGCAGAUCUCCAGGUUCCUGUGCGGCGCUGUUCUGCAUCCUGUGGAUGCUUUUUGAGGGGGAGACCAUCAAGGAGGGCAUUGCAGUCAUCGAGUCGGGAGGUGACAAGGGAGGUAAGUAUUUCUCAGGUGAAAUAUAUAUAUAUUUUUUGCAAAUCUAUUUUUUGGGGGGAGAAAGUGAGGGGUCCAGAAGGACAGUAGGAUGGAGUGGCCGCCAAAGACUACACUCUACCUGAGCCCACCUAUGCCCUACCUGUGCCCUGUGCCCUACCUCCAGUCCCCUAGCAUUUCGCUACAAUUUUUUUUAUUUUUUUUUAUUGGACCUUUAUUUAACCAGGCAAGUCAGUUAAGAACACAUUCUUAUUUUCAAUAACAGCCUAGGAACAGUGGGGUUAACUGCCUGUUCAGGGGCAGAACGACAGAUUUGUACCAUGUCAGCUCGGGGGUUUGAACUCACAACCUUCCGGUUACUAGUCCAACGCUCUAACCACUAGGCUACCCUGCCGCCCCACAAUCAUAUUAACAUCUGCUUACCAUGUGUAUGUGACCAAUAAAAUUUGAUUUAUUACCUAUCAACUGGUCCUAAUGUAGCAGCCAGGUGUGUGCGAGACAGUUGUGUGUGCGAGACAGUUGUGUGUGCGAGACAGUUGUGUGUGCGAGACAGGUGUGAGCUGAACAUGGAUGGAACCAUGUGUGUCUUUGGACGGAACUACAGCAUUACACUACCACUCCACCUACUGGCAUACCCAAGGCCCAAUACUUGUACAUUACAGCAUUACACUACCACUCCACCUACUGGCAUACCCAAGGCCCAAUACUUGUACAUUACAGCAUUACACUACCACUCCACCUACUGGCAUACCCAAGGCCCAAUACUUGUACAUUACAGCAUUACACUACCACUCCACCUACUGGCAUACCCAAGGCCCAAUACUUGUACAUUACAGCAUUACACUACCAUUCCACCUACUGGCAUACCCAAGGCCCAAUACUUGUACAUUACAGCAUUACACUACCACUCCACCUACUGGCAUACCCAAGGCCCAAUACUUGUACAUUACAGCAUUACACUACCAUUCCACCUACUGGCAUACCCAAGGCCCAAUACUUGUACAUUACAGCAUUACACUACCAUUCCACCUACUGGCAUACCCAAGGCCCAAUACUUGUACAUUACAGCAUUACACUACCAUUCCACCUACUGGCAUACCCAAGGCCCAAUACUUGUACAUUACAGCAUUACACUACCAUUCCACCUACUGGCACACCCAAGGCCCAAUACUUGUACAUUACAGCAUUAUCAUCUACUCUGAGCGAUAUACUACAAAGCAGGAUCAAUGAGUUUGCCAUCUAACUUUUGAUAAGCAACCAGAAAUAACUGUUGAUUUUAUGGUUGAUAAAAA